AUGUUUUCAAGAAAUAGGUCCUCGAGAUCUUCACACGGCACAGCCUACACUGGUGUGAGCCAAAACACCAACAACACAAACAAGCCUAAUUCGGGAGCUUUAGCUGCUGCUUUGACGAUUGGUAAUGCUAUGAAGCAACAAAAGGGAAACCAAAGUGUUUCACGCUCACCAUCUUUUCAAUAUCAGCAGCCAAAUACUUCACAACAGAGGGUGUCAUCUUUGAACAGCUCAAAUGGAAGUCUUUUGAAAAGAGGAUCGAAAUCGAAUAUUCAGCUUCAACCACCACCGACGCAUACAGCUUCUCAAAGACGCUUUUCAAAUGGAUCUUUCUCAUCUCAGGGAUCUAAUCGAGGCAAUUCCAGCCAAGCUGCGGCUUACUAUAAUUCACACCACCCUGAAGUGUACGAUAUUGACGAUAGUUUCAAUGAUUCAUAUCUAGAUGAGAUUACUGAAGAGUCAACUCAAGUGUACUUGAACAAUAAAGCAAAAAUGCAAGAUCUUAGAUUGCCCACAGCAAAUCUGAAAUCGCAAGGUCAACCUAAAGUGGCUCCCCCAGUUCGAAUGGUCAAAAAAUAUGUACCUAGUCCCACAGGGAUCAAAAUUAUUGAGGUACCAGAAUCAACUUUCCAAAAAGAAGUGGCUAGAAGCAAUUCUAUGAGAUUGAAUCCUAUAUCAUCGAGAUCUGGUUCAUUGCGCAAUAUUGCCAACAAGAAACCCCCCUCAAGAGCAAGCUCAUUGAAUACCAGACUGCAACAGAGGCCAGCACAACAAGUGAGAAAUGUCAGCACCCCAUCAAAGAUGCAAUCAAUGAGUGAAGACGUCAAUUUGGAAGAAUCUUUGGGAAAAGUCGAUACAAACCAAGCCCAUGAAGCUAAACUAAGAGCAUUGGAGAAGGAAAUUGAACACGAAAAGCAAUUGGCAAAGGAACUCGAAGAAAAGAGAUUGGAGUAUGAAAGGUUGAGGGAGCAGAAUUUAGCAAAUGAGCGCAAACAGAAGGAAUUUGAAAAGUCGUCGACUGAAAAGAACACUAUAGAAAACAAAAAAGAAUUCUCCAGUAGUUUGGACGAUGAAUAUGUUCCUAUUAUUGAAAAAACAAAGGCUGUGGACGAGUUGGACAAGAAAAAUCUUGCUGCAGAGGAAAAGGAUGAGGAAAUAUUGAUGGUAGAUCAACAUGAAGAGCAAGCUAGUGCAAAUCUUCCUACGGAAAAGUCAGUUACCAAUACACAGAGUCACGAGGAUGAGCUAACAGACUCAUCUGAGAAUGAAGUUGUCUCUGUGGGUGAGAUUGUCGCUUCUUCUUCGAUAAGUGAUCAUUCAAGCUCUGUUGAUGGUUCAGAUAUUGAUGACAAUAUUCGUGUGGCGGUAGUUGUUGACAAUGCUGAAAAUGCACCACCUGGUUCCGAGUUGGAAAAAUUAAGUGAUAUCGAAGUAGUUAGUGACAAAGAUGAUGAAGUUGAUCCCACAAACAAAUCAAGAAACUGGGCUACCGAAGAAGCUGAUAGACUUGAUGCCACAGAGGAAAUGAAUGUUAUUGCUCAAUACGAAGACUCUAAGGAGCCUCCACUAAUUGUUGAGCCACGUUUGGCGGAUGAUGACCGCAACGCAGCUACCAUCAAUAGCAAGGUCGAAAGUGCCGACACGUUGUUGCCUCCAGCAGUUGCUACCGCGCUGAGCUCAAAAUCAUCUGUCUACUCAAAUGACUCAACAAAGAAACCAAUCAAGUCGGCAAUGAAGUCGUCAAGCUCCUUUGCACAACUUCCUCAAAAACAAGGUCCAGCGGCACCACCACAGCCAUCACAUGCAACAAUAAACAGCAAUGCCGCUAAACAAGCAUAUUUGUCAUUAACUACAGCAGAAAACACCAGGUUGAACUCACAACAUGGUGGUGGUGCGUAUCCGCUGUUUUCAACCACACCUCAAUUCCAAAAGGCACCCGCCAAGAGAUUGAGUCAACAGACAUUGAGGAGACAACAACAUCCACAGCAGCAACCACCACCAUCAUCACAAUUCAGAAUGUCAAUGAGGCCACAAUCAAUGGUUGGCCCUAUGCAGCAGCAACAUCAACCACAACGUCAACAACUGAAGGGUGUUUCCGUAUCAGAUCUUUAUGCAAAAGCACAAUCAAGGCCCUUUUCUCAAUUUCAGCCUCUGAAAAGACAAUCUUCUUUUUCAAAGGAACCCAAUGACGAUGUUCCUGCUAGAAGUCCAAAUAGAGAGCAACAUGUUCCACAACAACAACAACAACAACAACAACAACAACAACAACAACAACGUCACCAUCUACAACCACAAUCAAAACCACUGCAGCAUCAACCACAAUCACAACCACAACCACUGCAGGGGAGGACCACUUUGAGAGAUCUUCCUGGCCCUUCGAAAAAUGGGUUCAAAUCAAGAUUUAAUGACUCGGAUGAUGAUGAUGACAUGCCAGCGGCAGCACUUCCAGCAGCAGUUCUGGAUAGUUCACCAGUGGCUGCACCAUCACCAGCUGCUCAGUCAUCUCCACAAAAAAAGAAAUUGGGUGGUAAACUUAAAAAGCUAUUUAAGAGAAACUAG
Molecule: messenger RNA, 2556 nt
Organism: Lodderomyces parapsilosis
Lineage: Eukaryota; Fungi; Ascomycota; Pichiomycetes; Serinales; Debaryomycetaceae
Exons: 1
Coding region: 1-2556 (851 amino acids)
Source: RefSeq, a predicted model, not a curated record